Medicago truncatula (barrel medic) is the source of this 4021-nucleotide messenger RNA. Its product is annotated as putative disease resistance protein At3g14460. NCBI's taxonomy places the organism in Eukaryota, Viridiplantae, Streptophyta, Magnoliopsida, Fabales, Fabaceae. The coding region runs from base 203 to 3490 and encodes 1095 amino acids. Gene Ontology annotation, molecular function: ADP binding. The transcript is spliced from 4 exons. The record is from RefSeq and is a predicted model, not a curated record.
UUUUAGUUCCAUUGACGAGAUGGAGUUGUGUUAGAUUUGAUACAAAAAAAGUGCUUCUCUUUUACAGACCUUUCUUUCUUCAUUCAUUUACUCACUCUUUUUGGUGAUCGAUCUUGAAACAAGCUCAGAUAGCUAGCCUUUCAGAGUUGUGAACCGCGCUCAGAUCUGUGAUCCUUCUGUCUUUGUUCAAUUAAUUAAUAUCAUGGCCGAGGUAAAGCAGUACCAAAACCGAGACGUGAAGAAUUGGCUUGAUGAUCUCAAACACGAGGUAUAUGAAGUAGACCAACUUCUAGAUGUGAUUUCUACUGACGCACAACCAAAGGGCAGGAUGCAACACUUUCUUUCACUUUUUAGUAAUCGAGGAUUUGAGGCUAGGAUUGAAGCAUUGAUACAGAAGGUAGAGUUUCUUGCAGAGAAACAGGAUAGAUUGGGACUUCAAGCAAGUAAUAAAGAUGGAGUCACUCCGCAGAUAUUUCCAAAUGCAUUUUGGGUGGAUGAUGAUUGUACCAUAUAUGGUAGAGAGCAUGAGAAAGAGGAAAUAAUUGAAUUUUUACUAUCAGACAGUGACAGUGAUGCUGACAACCGGGUACCCAUAAUCAGUAUAGUUGGUCUUAUUGGGAUAGGUAAUACGACCCUUGCGCAACUUGUUUACAAUGAUCAUAAGAUGAUGGAGCAUGUGGAACUUAAAGCUUGGGUCCAUGAUUCAGAAUCUUUUGAUCUUGUUGGUCUCACCAAAUCAAUUCUCAGGUCAUUUUGUUCUCCACCAAAAAGUAAAAACUUGGAAAUACUCCAACGUCAAUUGUUACUGUUGCUAAUGGGCAAGAAAUAUUUGCUUGUUCUUGACUGUGUUUAUAAAAGGAACGGAGAAUUUUUGGAGCAGUUACUGUUUCCUUUUAACCAUGGAUCUUCUCAAGGCAAGAUAAUCUUGACAACAUAUGACAAGGAAGUAGCAUCAAUCAUGAGAUCCACCCGGCUACUUGAUUUAAAGCAAUUAGAAGAGAGUGGUUGUAGGAGUUUAUUUGUGAGUCAUGCUUUUCAUGAUAGGAAUGCGAGUCAACAUCCAAAUCUUGAAAUUAUUGGCAAGAAAAUAGUAGACAAAUGUGGAGGGUUGCCUUUAACUGUGACAGAAAUGGGUAAUCUCUUGCGUAGAAGAUUCUCUAAACGUGAGUGGGUUAAGAUAAUGGAGACUGAUUUGUGGUGUUUAGCAGAAGUUGGAUUUAACAUGAUCCCGAUACUGAGAAUGAGUUACCUUAAUCUCUCUUCAAAUCUGAAGCAUUGUUUUGCUUACUGUUCCAUAUUUCCCAAGGGCUAUGAGUUUGAGAAGGGUGAAUUAAUCAAGCUUUGGAUGGCAGAAGGUUUGCUGAAGUGUUGUGGAAGAGACAAAAGUGAAGAAGAGUUGGGUAAUGAAUUUUUCAAUGAUCUAGUGUCAAUAUCAUUUUUCCAACGAUCAGUAAUUAUGCCACGAUGGGCAGGUAAGCACUACUUUGUCAUGCAUGAUCUUGUCAAUGAUUUAGCAAAAUCAGUGUCGGGAGAAUUCCGCUUCCGAAUAGAGAGUGAAAACGUGCAAGAUAUCCCUAAAAGGACACGUCAUAUUUGGUGCUGCCUUGAUUUGGAAGAUGGUGAUAGAAAACUAAAGCAGAUUCAUAAAAUUAAAGGACUACACAGUCUGAUGGUAGAAGCACAAGGCUAUGGUGACAAACGCUAUAAGAUAGGCAUCGAUGUGCAACGUAAUUUGUAUUCAAGACUACAAUAUUUGCGGAUGUUAUCUUUCCAUGGUUGCAGUCUCUCGGAGCUAGCAGAUGAGAUAAGAAAUUUAAAGCUUCUGCGCUAUCUAGAUCUUUCGUACACUGAGAUUACAAGCUUACCGAUUUCCGUUUGUAUGAUAUAUAAUUUACAGACACUCUUAUUGGAAGAAUGUUGGAAAUUGACUGAGCUCCCUUUAGAUUUUGGCAAACUCGUCAACUUACGCCAUCUUAAUCUGAAAGGCACUCAUAUUAAGAAGAUGCCAACAAAAAUAGGAGGGUUAAACAAUCUUGAGAUGCUGACUGAUUUUGUUGUGGGGGAGAAGUGUGGAUCUGAUAUUAAGCAGUUGGCGGAACUCAAUUAUAUUCAAGGAAGGCUCCAAAUUUCAGGGUUGAAAAAUGUCAUUGAUCCUGCAGAUGCUGUGGCAGCAAAUUUGAAAGAUAAGAAACAUUUAGAAGAACUAAGUUUGUCAUAUGAUGAAUGGAGAGAUAUGAAUCUGUCAGUAACUGAAGCACAAAUCUCUAUCUUGGAGGCUCUUCAACCAAAUAGAAAUCUCAUGAGGCUCACCAUCAAAGACUAUGGAGGCAGUAGCUUUCCAUAUUGGCUUGGAGAUUAUCAUUUACCAAAUUUAGUAUCUCUUGAAUUGUUGGGAUGUAAACUCCGUUCCCAGUUGCCGCCACUUGGGCAGUUCCCCUCUCUCAAGAAGCUUUUUAUUUCAGGCUGUGAUGGAAUAGAAAUCAUUGGUACAGAGUUCUAUGGCUACAAUUCAUCAAAUGUUUCAUUUAAAUCCCUUGAAACUUUGCGAUUUGAGCACAUGUCCGAAUGGAAGGAAUGGUUAUGUCUUGAAUGUUUCCCUUUGCUUCAAGAGCUUUGUAUAAAACAUUGUCCCAAGUUGAAAAGUUCCCUGCCUCAACACCUUCCUUCUUUGCAAAAAUUGGAGAUUAUUGAUUGCCAAGAGUUGGCGGCUUCAAUUCCGAUGGCUGCUAAUAUCAGUGAGCUAGAACUAAAGAGAUGUGAUGACAUAUUGAUAAAUGAGUUGCCAGCUACCUUGAAAAGAGUCAUCCUUUGUGGAACUCAGGUCAUUCGAUCCUCCCUAGAGCAAAUUUUAUUUAACUGUGCCAUUCUUGAAGAAUUGGAAGUUGAAGACUUCUUUGGUCCAAAUCUAGAAUGGUCCUCUUUGGACAUGUGUAGCUGUAAUUCUCUUCGUGCUUUAACUAUAACAGGUUGGCACUCUUCCUCAUUUCCUUUUACACUACAAUUGUUCACCAAUCUUCAUUCUCUCGCGUUGUAUGAGUGUCCAUGGCUGGAAUCAUUUUUUGGGAGGCAGUUGCCUUCCAACCUAGGCAGCCUCCGAAUAGAAAGAUGUCCAAACUUGACGGCUUCUAGAGAGGAGUGGGGUUUGUUCCAACUCAAUUCUCUAAAACAAUUAUGUGUUAGUGAUGAUUUGAAUAUCUUGGAGUCCUUUCCAGAGGAGAGUCUGCUGCCAUCAACUAUUAAAUCUCUCGAGUUGACAAAUUGUUCCAACCUAAAAAUAAUAAACUACAAGGGUCUUCUCCACCUCACUUCGCUUGAAUCUCUAUAUAUUGAAGAUUGCCCUUGUCUUGAACGCUUGCCGGAGGAGGAUCUACCCAGCUCCCUUUCUACUUUGUCCAUUCAUGACUGUCCAUUACUUAAGAAAUUGUACCAAAUGGAGCAAGGAGAGCGUUGGCAUAGAAUUUGUCACAUCCCUUCCGUGACAAUUUCUUGAUUUGAGGCUGAGAUCAGAUGUUAUUGUAUCCAGCUUACAUGUGACCUGAAACCAUGCUGUUGGUGCCAUCCAUUCCCAUUCGUGACCAGAUGAAUGGCACGACCACUGCUCUUACACGUAACCAGAAGGAUGUCACUGUUGUCUGUUUGUUCCACAUCCACAAAACACAUGCUUGGUUUAAUUGUAGGCACCCCAUUUGGAUAUGAGUUCACUGCUGAGGCUUGAUGCGUUUGUAAUUCUUUUUAAUAUAAUUCACUAUAUAAUCCCAUCUUCGUUAUUCUUGUGACUGUUUCCCAUAAAAUCCAAGUUCCCUGCUUCAGCACUAAUGAAGGCUCAUCUGGUCCAGUACCUCUUUCUUUUAAUGAAUUUCUGUAAUUUUCAUUUGGCCGAGAAUAAUGUAGAUCAAUUAUGUGAACCACCUUUUCACAUUCCGUAUAUUCAACAAAAUUUGGUUCAGGUUACACUUUAAAGAUAGUCAUGUCUAUUCAGAAGUAUUUCAAUAUUAUUAUGUAGAUCAAUUAUGUUUGUUUA